AUGAAUAAAAUUUCGCAUACGAAUGCACGCCGAAAAUCUAGUAUUAAUUUUGUAAAUUUCCAUCGAUUCCAUUUUUUGGAUAGAAGUCGUGAAUCCCGUCGUCGUAUCAACCGACCACCCUCUGCGGUUUACAGCAAGUUGAGCGAAGGCAUCAGAAUCAAAACCCCAGCGGCGUUACAGUGCGCGCUCUUUUGCGGAGGCGCGCGUUGCAAAUAUGAACAACCGCGACAAAGUCGAACUGCGAUACAGGGCGUCUAUUCCGAUUGGGUCACAGAUGACAUCCUCGCGAUGGCGCGCCCAAGCACCGCAAGCAUAGCAGCCAGGAACAUCAUACAACAAUUCCACAGCUGGGGAAUCAGAACAGUCAUAAACCUUCAAAUACCAGGAGAGCAUGCGAGCUGUGGACCUCCGCUCACGAAGUCUGGCUUCACUUAUGAUCCUGAUGUAUUUAUGGCUAAUGAUAUAUAUUACUACAACUUCGCAUGGCCGGACUACGGCGAGGCGAGUCUCAGCGGAUUAUUGGACAUGGCGAAAGUUAUUUCCUUUGCCCUUCAAGAAGGCAGAGUGGCGAUACAUUGUCAUGCAGGUUUAGGUCGUACAGGUGUCCUAAUAGCCUGCUACCUCGUGUACUCUCUUCGUAUACGCGCUAAUGACGCUAUUCGACUAGUGAGGAAGAAACGUCCAAGAUCAGUACAGAUGAGCGGACAGAUCCUGUGUGUGCAGCAGUUCGAGCAUUACCUUCUGCCUCAGACUAUUGUGUUUAGUUCAAAGGAACCAUUGAUGCUGACAAAAGAUCGGAAAACUUCAGAGUUCACACUUCGACAAUAUUUGUAUAGACAGAGAGCUGUCUUGCACGGAGUUGAAGAAAGAGCGUUCAAAGUGUUGCCAAAGAUAGUGUACUGCAUCUGCGAACGUCUUCUCAAACUUUGCGGAUGUCAGGAAACAGGUGGCCUAGAUUUGAAAAUUAGAAAUAGGCCUUUUUAUAAAACCUUUCUGGUCUACAAGCUGAAACAAGUCAAGGAAACUGGUUUACAGUCUCCGAAUGAGGUCAUUCCAAAUCAAGUAACAACUCUACCUAUGGUAGAGUGGCGAGAUCCCAUUGAAGAAGCUAUCGAUAGAAACUUGGAGUCAGUAAGCAGAAUAACUGGCAGCACUACUGGUGGCAGUAUACCGGCAAUACACGUUCACGAGGCUUUUAUUACUGACUACGAAAGUCUUCCAGAUGACAAACAAAAAUAUCUCAAACAAUUACGUACGGAGAUUAACCAGAAGAGAGACGCCAUUAAUAAAUUAGACAAAGAGGAUGAUCCAUGUGUUCUAAUAGGAUUGUUAUUCGAAUGGCUCGAAGGAUUGAAACAGCCAGUACUGGACAGAGAGGAUUUGUCAACCAUUAUCGGAAGAUGCAAAGAUGUACACAGUUGCAUCGUUUCUUUAGAAAUGGAGGACGUAAUCCUUAUAGAGUAUCUAUUACGCUUCGUCAUAAGAUUAAGACCACUUGCGGCACAUAAAAAAAUCGAUAUCAUCAAACGUUUGAUCGCCGCAUUAACACACCAAACAGUUCCAAUUAACGGAAAAAUUCUUCCAGUCAAAGAUCUCCCUAAAUUAAGGGAAGGGACUUGCAGUCAAGUUGUCAACUUUAUGUUACGUUUCGUCGUUGAAAUACAAAAAGAUAUAGUGAAACCGGGUCGAGAUGAGACAGACGUCAUUAUUCCACCUCGUAGAUUGAGAAUAAAAGCUUGGAAAUAAAA
Messenger RNA from Melitaea cinxia (Glanville fritillary), 1748 nucleotides. RefSeq names its product protein tyrosine phosphatase domain-containing protein 1-like. The record is from RefSeq and is a predicted model, not a curated record. NCBI's taxonomy places the organism in Eukaryota, Metazoa, Arthropoda, Insecta, Lepidoptera, Nymphalidae. Gene Ontology annotation, molecular function: protein tyrosine/serine/threonine phosphatase activity; protein tyrosine phosphatase activity. The transcript has 12 exons. Gene Ontology annotation, biological process: protein dephosphorylation; cilium assembly. Bases 1 to 1746 code for a protein of 581 amino acids.